AUGCUUUUCCGCAAUCGCUUUUUGCUGCUGCUGGCCCUGGCUGCGCUACUGGCCUUCCUGAGCCUCAGCCUGCAGUUCUUUCACCUGAUCCCCGUGUCAGCUAAGAAUGGAGUGGGUAGCAAGAGUCGAAAGAGAAUCAUGCCGGACCCGGUGACAGAGCCCCCCGUGAUGGACCCCGUCUACGAAGCUCUCCUGUAUUGCAACAUUCCGAGCGUGGCCGAGCGCAGCAUGGAAGGUCAUGCCCCGCAUCACUUUAAACUAGUCUCUGUGCACGUGUUCAUCCGCCACGGGGACAGGUACCCGCUGUAUGCCAUUCCCAAGACCAAGCGCCCUGAAAUCGACUGCACUCUGGUGGCCAACAGAAAACCAUCUCAUCCUAAACUGGAAGCUUUUGUCAGUCACAUGUCAAAAGGGUCUGGAGCCUCCUUCGAAAGCCCCCUGCAUUCCCUGCCUCUCUACCCUAAUCACCCCCUGUGUGAGAUGGGAGAGCUCACGCAGACAGGCAUCGUGCAGCAUUUGCAGAAUGGCCAGCUGCUGAGGGACAUCUAUCAGAAGAAACAUAAACUCCUGCCGAGUGACUGGUCCACAGAGCACCUUUACUUAGAGACCACAGGGAAGAGCCGAACUCUGCAGAGCGGGCUGGCCUUGCUCUAUGGCUUUCUCCCUGAUUUUGACUGGAAGAAGGUCUAUUUCAGGCACCAGCCAAGUGCUCUCUUCUGCUCCGGAAACUGCUACUGCCCGGUGAGAAACCAGUACCUGGAAAAAGAGCAGCGUCGACAGUACCUCUUGCGUCUAAAAAACAGCCAGCUGGAGAAGACCUAUGGGGAGAUGGCCAAGGUGGUGGACGUCCCCACCAAGCAGCUCCGAGCCUCCAACCCCAUAGACUCCAUGCUCUGUCACUUCUGCCACAACGUCAGCUUCCCUUGUACUAGAAACGGCUGCAUUGACAUGGAGCACUUUAAGGUUAUCAAGACACACCAGAUAGAGGACGAGAAAGAGAGGAGGGAGAAGAAACUGUAUCUUGGGUACGCGCUCCUGGGCGCCCACCCUAUCCUGAAUCAGACCAUCGGCCGGAUGCAACGAGCUGCGGAAGGCAGGAGGGAAGAGAUCUUCACCCUCUACUCUGCCCAUGAUGUCACUCUGUCUCCAGUUCUUAGUGCCCUGGGCCUGACGGAAGCCAGAUUUCCCAGGUUUGUGGCCAGAUUGAUCUUUGAGCUCUGGCAAGACAGAGAGAAACCCGGUGAGCAUUCUGUCCGGAUUCUUUACAAUGGUGUUGACGUCACGUUCCACACCACUUUCUGCCAGGAGCACCACAAACUUUCUCACAGGCCAAUGUGCCCCUUCGAAAACUUGGUCCACUUUGUCAAAAGGGACAUGUUUAUGGCCCUGGGGAGCAGUAGUACUAAGUAUCAUGAUGUGUGUCACAGAGAAGGCUUCUGA
Molecule: messenger RNA, 1440 nt
Organism: Elephantulus edwardii (Cape elephant shrew)
Lineage: Eukaryota; Metazoa; Chordata; Mammalia; Macroscelidea; Macroscelididae
Gene: PXYLP1
Product: acid phosphatase-like 2
Exons: 5
Coding region: 1-1440 (479 amino acids)
Biological process (GO): chondroitin sulfate proteoglycan biosynthetic process; glycosaminoglycan biosynthetic process; dephosphorylation
Cellular component (GO): Golgi apparatus
Molecular function (GO): phosphatase activity
Source: RefSeq, a predicted model, not a curated record